Ziziphus jujuba (common jujube) is the source of this 3228-nucleotide messenger RNA. Its product is annotated as two-component response regulator-like PRR37. NCBI's taxonomy places the organism in Eukaryota, Viridiplantae, Streptophyta, Magnoliopsida, Rosales, Rhamnaceae. Gene Ontology annotation, biological process: cytokinin-activated signaling pathway; phosphorelay signal transduction system. The transcript is spliced from 9 exons. The record is from RefSeq and is a predicted model, not a curated record. The coding region runs from base 422 to 2794 and encodes 790 amino acids. Gene Ontology annotation, molecular function: protein binding.
CUUUCCCUUCAUAUCAGCUUUAGCUUCGCCGAUUCUCAACCAGUCGAGCUGUUUCCGAAGCAUACUGCAUAUUGUUAUUAUUAUUUUGGAAAAACAAAACAAAACAAAACAAUAAAGAAAUUCAGAAAGGGAGAAAAAAAAAAAAAAAAAGAACCCUAAAAACUCUCUCUCUCUAAUUUUUCUCUGCUCUGAAACUUGUUCUUUACGACUUCAAUCUCUCUCUGAAAUUUGACUUCCACGGUUGUUUGCUAUUGGAUCUCAAAUCGAAUGAAGAUUGAUAGGAUUUGUUAAGAGAUUGUUAUUGUUGGGGUUUGUGUCUUAAAUAUAACGGGAUGUGCAAGCCCUCUUGUGCAAUAGGGGAGGUGUUCUCGUCAACUUUAUCAAUUACCUUUCUCAUUAUUGGACUUUUUGAAUCUGGUUGAUGGGAGUAGUUCAAAUGAAUAAUAAUGUUCCCGUAGCCAAGGGUCUGGCAGAGUUAAAUCACCAUAGGCAAGAUGAGGACAAGGAAAUUAGGGACGGGGUUACGGGAGAGGGCCAAGGGCUCUCUGAGGAAGAUGAAUCUCUAAUUAAUGAUGAUGAUGAUGAAGACGUAAAUGAUAGGCAGAUUGGGGUGGUCCAGGUACAGGUUCACAAGCUGGCUGAUCAGCAGAAGUUGCAGCAACAGCCUCAAGGGCCUUUGGUUCGUUGGGAGAGGUUCCUACCUCUUAGGUCUCUGAAGGUUCUGCUGGUGGAAAAUGAUGAUUCAACUCGCCAUGUUGUCAGUGCUCUACUUCGAAAUUGUGGAUAUGAAGUUAUUUCUGUGGAGACGGGUAUAAAAGCUUGGAAAAUCUUAGAAGAUCUUACAAAUCAUGUUGAUCUUGUUUUGUCUGAGGUAGUCAUGCCUUGUUUGUCGGGUAUUGGCCUGUUAGGCAAGAUAAUGAGCCAUAAAACUUGCAAAAAUAUCCCAGUGAUUAUGAUGUCAUCUCAUGAUUCUAUGAGUAUAGUCUUUAAGUGUUUGUCGAAGGGUGCAGUUGACUUUUUAGUGAAGCCUAUUCGAAAGAAUGAGCUUAAAAACCUUUGGCAGCAUGUUUGGAGGAAAUGCCACAGCUCUAGUGGUAGUGGGAGUGAAAGUGGUAUACGAACUCAAAAAUCCACAAAGUCAAAAAGUCUUGAAGAGUCAGACAACAAUAGUGGCAGCAAUAAUGAGGAUGAUAUCAGAAGCAUCGGUCUUGUUGUUAGGGAUGGAAGUGAUAACGGAAGUGGCACUCAGAGCUCUUGGACGAAGAGGGCAGAAGUAGAAAGUCCCCAACCAACGUCACCAUGGGACCAGUUAGCCGAUCCUCCUGAUAGCACCUGUGCUCAGGUUAUUCAUUCAAUGCCUGAAGCAUUUGGCAACAACUGGGUGCCUGUGUUCACAAGGGAGCAUGAUGGAAAGGAAGAUGAUCAUGAUGUCAUAAUCAUGGGCAAAGACUUGGAGAUUGGAGUGCCUAGCAUUCCAGAUUUGCAGCUUGGCGAUCCAGGUGAAAAAGUAUUGACUAACACGGCAGGCACUAAUAAGGAUAAACUUUAUGAACUAAACUUGAAUAAAAAUGAUGAGAAGCUGGAGAAAAGAGAACUGCUGGAGCUCAACGACGAGAAGCCAAAUGGAGAACUAAAGACUCAAGCUGUUGAUCUAAGGGCUGUUGAGAUUGAUAGUGAUACGGAUCCUCAGAUAGAAAGUGUAGUCUCUACUAUCCCAAAGAGUAUAUCCAAGCUUCCGGACACGAACGAUAAGACUGACCAUGAGAACAAAGAAAUACCUUCCCUUGAGCUCAAUUUAAAGAGAAUAAGAGAUGUUCAAGAUACUGGGAGCAGUGCGCAUGAUCGAAAUGUUUUGAGACAUUCAAGCCUUUCAGCCUUUUCAAGGUAUAAUUCUGCUUCAAUUGCUAAUCAGACUCCAACAGGGAAUGUAGGCAGCUGUUCUCCUCUUGAUAAUAGCUCGGAGGCUGCGAAAACAGAAUCAAUGCAGAAUCUUCAAUCUAAUUCUAAUAGCACACCUCCCAACCAGCGUUCCAAUGGUAGUAGUAACAACAAUGAUAUGGGCUCUACCACAAAUAAUGUUUUUACCAAACAAGUGUCAUCCACUGACAAGCCACCACCCAAAUCAACAGUCAAAUAUCUCCACCCCUCCUCUGCCUUCCAGCCAGUACAUAAUGCCCAUGUAGCUGCAGCUCCAACUGCAAUACAAGGUAAGGCCGAUGCUGCAACAGCUAAUACUGUUUUAAUUCAACCAAGAGGUGUUAACCAGCAGGUCCAAGUGCAGCACCACCAUCACCAUUAUCACCACCACCACCACCAUGUUCAUAACAUGCCCCAGAACCAAGAGUCACCAAAUCAUGAUGAUCUGUUUUUGAAAAAUAUGGCAGUUGCUCCACAGUGUGGAUCAUCCAAUGAAUUGAGUACACCCGUGGAGGGCAAUAUUGGUAAUCACAGCCUGAAUGGGAGUGCCUCAGGAAGUAACCAUGGUAGCAAUGGGCAGAACGGAAGCACUGCUGCUUUGAAUCCUAGAGUGACAAAAAUUGAAAACGAUAAUGGGGUAGCUAGAAAAGUGGGAACCAUUGCUGGAAGCAGAUUUGGGAGCAGAAGUGCAGUGGAUCAAAACUGUUUUACACAAAGAGAGGCUGCUCUAAACAAAUUUCGACAAAAGAGGAAAGAGAGGUGCUUUGAGAAGAAGGUCCGAUAUCAGAGCAGGAAGAAACUGGCAGAGCAGAGACCACGUGUUCGAGGACAAUUUGUUCGACAGGCAGUGAACGAAAACAAAGGCAAGGAUACAUGAGCUAAUGCAAAUCAACUUCUUGAUAGUGCUAUUUGAUUUUGCUCAUGGGAUUGGUGGUAGCUGUUUAUAUGGGAAGGGAAUAUCUAGAUUCCAUGAUGCAGGGUGUGGGGUCUGGAAGGGGAAAAAAAAUAAAAAAUAAAAAAAAUUACAAGGCUAUUCUUAAAAAAAGGAUCAAAAUCAUUGUGUGUGGACUUAAAAAGACAUAUAUGGACUGUAUUUUUAAGACUAGACUAAUAUGGGUAAGUUCCUACUAGUACUGCUACUAAAUAGAAGGUGAUAACCCUUGAUAGCCUUCUCUAAUAAAAACUGAAAUUUGGUGUGCUGAUGUUCAGAGACUGGCUUCCACAAGUAGAUGGUUGGAAGAACAUUCUUUCAUAAACCUCGUCAUCUUCUAUUUUACUGAGAUUAUUUUAAUUCUGAUCUCUCUUUUUUCU